AUGGCGGUGAUCUCCCCCCAGACAGCCUCUGUUCUCACGGGCUCCUGCGGUCUGUUUCUGAUCGCCCUCUUGACCUCCCCGGCUGUCCGGGCCACCGCAGCGCGCCUCGUCUCGAAACGACCUGAGAGCGCAUCGGACGCGACGCGACAAUUGUACCAGGAUGAGGACGGCACCGCCACCGAGGAAUCCGUCAAGGCAUUCUCUGAUAAGAUCCAGCGACUCUCCAUCGCUGUUCUCUCUGCCAUUGGCUUUCUGGCUUCCCUGGCACAGGCUGUCCUCGUGACGCUCCAGCUUCCCAGGGGCUUGUUCGUUGAGCAUUGGCUUCAAUUCGCCGGCUGGUUUCUCCUAGCCGCCCACGUAGUCGCUCUCUUCUCAGAGCCUUCGUCCACCAAAAGAUUCAGCCUGGGUAUCUACGGUUUCCUCGCCACUGUCCUCUCAAUUGCGAUUCCUGUCGCUGAAAUCAUCCUCCUAUGGCCUACGGGAAGGCUCCACGGCUUGGGCCCUGUCUACACCGGCCUCCUCGUCGCCCAGCUUGUCGCCGCCUUCUUCACCAGUCUGCUGUACAUUCUUCUCCCCCGCCGUCCCGAUGUCUUCCGCGACGGAAAGCCCGUGGAUCGCCAAUUCACUGUCCCGCUCCUGGGCCGUCUCACGUUUGCCUGGGUGGACCCGCUCUUGAAAUUUGCCAUUCGGAACAGGGGCCUCGAGAUCGACAAUCUUCACGUCGUCGAUAAUGCUACGAGAUCCAUCAACCUGCGGGCCAAGCUGGAGAGAGUGAAAGGAUCGCGCAGGCUGUGGAAGGCGCUUUUCAUCACCUAUUGGCGGGCCCUGGUCAUGCAGCAGAUCCUGACGCUCCUGAAUGCGUUCCUGAGUUUCUCGCCCCAGAUGGCUCUUCUUGGCAUACUGAGGUCGCUGGAAGCUCGUGAAAUCGGAACCGAGGUGCCGUGGGAAACCUGGGGCUGGGUGCUCGGUCUCGGCUUGCUCAUGAUGUCCUCAUCCGCCAUCGAGGCUUGGCUGUUCUGGCUGGUCUGGAGCAAGCUCGCCAUUCCGGUCCAGGAACAACUGGCGGCAGUGGUGUUUGCCAAGUCGAUGCGGCGAAAAGACGUGAAGGGGAGGAAGAAGGCCAAUUCUGAUGACGAAUCGGACCCCCUCAUCCAGGCCGUCGGCGAAGGAGAUGAUGACGAGGCGAACCUGCAGAAGACUCGCCAGAGUAUCAUUAACCUGGUCGCAGUGGACUCGAAGCGGAUUGCCGAGUGUGCCGCAUGGAACUAUCUGUUGCCCUCGGCGUUGCUGAAACUGGGCAUUGCCUGUUUCUUCCUCGUGCGACUCCUAGGCUGGAGAGCGACCCUCGCUGGGUUGUCCGUGUCGGUGAUCGUCACGCCUGUCAACAUCUACGCCGCGCAGAAGUAUUCCGCUGCCCAGGGCGAUCUCAUGAAGUACCGCGACCAGAAGAUGGCCGUCCUGACCGAAGUCCUGCAAGGCAUCCGGCAGGUCAAGUUCUCCGCGCUAGAAGGCCCGUGGCAAAAGAAGAUCAUGGAUAUCCGAGCCACCGAACUGCUCGCGCAGUGGACCGCGUUCAUGUAUGAUAUCACUUUGAUUACCAUCUGGAUUCUGGGCCCCAUCAUGCUCUCGGCCGUGUCUUUGGCCGUCUACGCGCUGAUCAACGGCGAACUGAGUGCAUCCGUGGCCUUUACGUCGAUCUCGAUCUUUGGAUCCCUGGAGAUGUCUCUUGCCGUUCUGCCAGAGCUGAUCUCGGACUUUAUCGAGGGAUGGACCAGCCUGGGUCGCAUCGACAAACAUCUAGAUGCAGCGGAAAAGACGCAAGCGACCAUUCCUGCGGAUUCCGUAUCGUUCGAAGGAGCUUCGGUUGCGUGGCCGGCAGACGAAGAUACCCCGCUCGAGGAACGAUAUGUGCUGCGCAACCUCAACAUGAAAUUCCCCGACAAGGGUCUCACGGUGAUCUCGGGGAAAACGGGUUCAGGGAAAAGUCUCCUCCUCGCUGCCAUCCUGGGAGAAUGCGACAUCUUGGAUGGCGUCGUCAAGGUGCCGCAGCCACCUGCUCUCGAGGAUCGAUACGAUGAAUUUGCAAACAGCGACAACUGGAUUAUCGAUUCUGCGAUCGCCUAUGUCGCCCAGACGCCGUGGAUCGAAAACGCGAGCAUCAAGGACAACAUCCUGUUCGGUCUCCCGUAUAACGAGACGCGCUACCGCAAGGUGUUGUUUGCCUGCGCCUUGAACAAAGAUCUGGAAAUGCUCCCCGAUGGCGAGUUGACCGACAUUGGCGCGAACGGCAUCAACCUGAGCGGGGGACAGAAGUGGCGCGUUUCCUUCGCACGAGCGCUCUACUCUCGCGCGGGCAUUCUGGUGAUGGACGACAUUUUCAGCGCGGUGGAUGCGCACACGGGCCGCCAUCUGUACGAGCACGCCCUGACCGGCGAACUGGGUCAGAACAGGACGCGAAUCCUGGUCACGCACCAUGUCGCCCUGUGUCUGCCGCGCACGGACUACUCGGUCUUCUUGGAGAACGGCACGGUUCGACAUGCUGGAACCAUCGAGGAGUUGAGGAAGACGGACAGUCUGAACUCCAUCUUGACCAAAGAGCAUGAAGCCGGGGAUUCUGGUAGCAGAACGCCGGUGGCAGACGAUGAGGAGCUGUCGAACGAAGACGGCGCGUCGCUUCAGAAGAUUAAGAGUUCUGCCGUGGACAACAACAGCAACGACAACGAAGCCACCAAGCGCAAAGUGCCGCGCAAGUUUGUCGAGGACGAGAAGCGGGAAAUCGGGUCUAUUCGACUGGCGAUAUACAAGAAAUACUUCCAGACCGGUGGAAGCGUUCCGUUCUGGUUUAUGGUGUUCCUCUUAUAUGUCUCCUACAUGGUGAUUCUGGUCGGAAGGUCAUGGUGGGUGAAUAUCUGGACGGGCUCGGCCAGCGCCGAGUCGCAUUCCCCCCAGUAUUAUCUGUCUGUUAUGAACCAGGCAAUCAGCCAGGUCACCGUCGCCCGCACCGAUAGCGACCUCUGGUUCUAUCUCGGCGUCUACGUCGCCCUGUCUGUGAUCGCCUGCGUCCUGGGAACACUGCGGUACUACUGCAUCCUGUCUGCGUCUAUCCGCGCGUCGCGCAACCUGUUCAACCAGCUGACAUACGCGGUCCUGCGGGCGCCGCUCCGAUGGCUGGACACCAUGCCCGUCGGCCGGAUUCUGAACCGGUUCACGGCCGACUUCCACCUGAUCGACUCGCGGCUGGGCUACGAUGUGGGCUUCAUGGCGUACCACGUGCUGGAAGUCCUGGGGAUCAUCAUCGCGGGCGUGCUCGUCUCUCCGCUGCUGAUCGUCUUCGCCGUCGUCCUUCUCGGGCUGUGUCUCCAUUUCGCGGUGCGCUAUCUGGCCGGCGCGCGCGAGAUCAAGCGGCUGGAGAGCAACGCCAAAAGCCCCAUCUUCGAGCAGUUUGGCUCUGCGCUCGCGGGGCUGGGCACCAUUCGUGCUUUCACCAAGGUGGAAACCUACAUCCACCGCAUGUACGGCCUGAUCGACCGCCAUGCGCAAGCCUGGUGGCAUCUGUGGCUCUUCAACCGCUGGUUCAGCUUCCGGAUGAACCUCAUCGGGGCGCUGUUCUCGAUGAUCACGGCGGCACUUAUCGUGUCGAUCCGCGGGAUGCGAGCGUCCCUGGCGGGUUUUGCACUCAGCUUCGCGCUGCAGUACACGGGAGCCAUCUCGUGGUCGCUGCGUCAGUACGCGAACGUCGAGCUGGAGAUGAACGCCACCGAGCGCGUGGUGGAGUAUUCCAACAUCGCCAUCGAGAACCAGGGCGGCGAGGACGUGCCAGCCGCCUGGCCGACGGAGGGCAAGCUCGAAGUCGAGAAUCUGGUCGUGGGCUACGCGCCCGAUCUGCCCCCGGUGUUGAAGGGCCUCAGCUUCCGGGUAGAGAAGAACCAACGCGUCGGGGUCGUUGGUCGCACGGGCGCGGGCAAGUCGUCGCUGACGCUGGCCCUGUUCCGCUUCCUCGAAGCCCGCGAAGGGCGCAUCAUCAUCGACGGAAUCGAUGUGUCGAAGAUCAAGCUGCACGAUCUCCGGAGCCGGCUGGCCAUCAUCCCGCAGGAUCCGGUGCUGUUCUCGGGCACGAUCCGCUCGAAUCUGGACCCGUUUGACGAGUACAGCGACGAGGAGCUUUUCGACGCGUUGGAGCGCGUGCACUUGAUUUCGAGAGACGGCAGCGCCGAUUCCAGCGGAACAGCCACACCAGCCUCCUCUUCUCCUUCAAUCAAAAACGCCAACAUCUUCCAGUCGCUUCAAUCACCCAUCUCCGAAGGCGGCCUGAACCUGUCCCAGGGACAGCGCCAACUCCUCUGCCUAGCGCGCGCCAUCGUCUCCCGACCAAAAAUCAUGGUCCUCGACGAAGCCACAUCAGCAGUAGACAUGGCCACCGACGCACUAAUCCAACGCUCCAUCCGAAGCGAAUUCGGGCGCAACGCGACAACGCUGCUGGUGAUCGCGCACCGGCUCAGCACGAUCGUCGAUUUCGACCGUAUCCUGGUCAUGGAUGCUGGCCGAGCGGUUGAGUUUGGUACUCCGCGUGAGCUGAUGGGUAUUGAGGGAGGGGUGUUUCGGUCGUUGGUGGAGGAGAGUGGGGAGAGGAGGGUUUUGGAGGAGAUUAUUUUUGGUGGGAACAAUAAUAGGUAG
Molecule: messenger RNA, 4674 nt
Organism: Rasamsonia emersonii CBS 393.64
Lineage: Eukaryota; Fungi; Ascomycota; Eurotiomycetes; Eurotiales; Trichocomaceae
Exons: 3
Coding region: 1-4674 (1557 amino acids)
Biological process (GO): transmembrane transport
Cellular component (GO): membrane
Molecular function (GO): ABC-type transporter activity; ATP hydrolysis activity; ATP binding
Source: RefSeq, a predicted model, not a curated record